AUGGCUUCACUGCGAUCUUGGUUUAGCAUACCUCGUGGAUCGCACUUCUCACUGGCGAACAUCCCCUUUGGUGUCAUUUCAACAGCAUCAUCCAAGUCACCGCGGGUCGCAGUCGCCAUUGGAGAUCACGCUCUGGAUCUCGAAGUCUUUGCCGCAAACAAUGGCUUCUCAGGGCUCUCAACAAUACAGCCGCAUCAAGCUGUCUUCUCACAAUCGUCGCUGAACGCUUUUGCAGCACUUGGUAGGCCAAUUCACUCCGUGGUUCGGAAGUACAUCCAAGGCGUCUUCUCCGUGGACACGACAUAUCCGGACGUCCUGAAGAAUAAUGUUGCACUUCAGAAGCAAGCCCUGAUACCGCUAAAAGAAAUCAAAGCACAUUUGCCAUUCAAGAUUGGUGAUUAUACCGACUUUUUCGCGGGUAUGAACCAUGCUUACAACUGCGGCGUCAUCUUCAGAGGUCCCCAGAACGCGCUGCAACCGAACUACAAGCAUCUUCCAGUCGGUUACCACGGUCGAGCAUCUUCAGUAGUCCCAUCUGGAACUCCCAUUCGGCGGCCCAAUGGUCAGAUACUGCUCGAUCCUACUGCGGAGAAGAAGGUGCCUGCGUUUAGCCCGUGCAAGAAGCUGGACAUUGAGCUAGAAUUGGGAGCUUUUGUGUGUGGCUCCAAUGAACAAGGAGUGCCAAUACCAAUUGAGAAAGCUGAGGAGAACUUGUUCGGUGUUGUACUCAUGAACGACUGGUCAGCGAGAGACAUCCAAGCAUGGGAAUACGUGCCUCUAGGGCCCUUCAAUGCGAAGAACUUCGGCACUACAAUCAGCACUUGGGUUGUACUUGCGGACGCGCUGGAACAGUUCAAAACAAAGGGCUUGGACAACGACUCAGAGGUGCUACCCUACUUGAAGGAGAAGAGCGAGAAGAGUGUAUACGAUAUCAACCUCGAAGUUGAUGUCAAGACGGCAUCUGGCAAAACAACAACGAUAUCGAAAGUGAAUGCACGAAAUCUGUUGUGGUCAUUCCCACAGAUGUUGACACAUCAUACGAUCACGGGAUGCCCUUUCCAACCGGGCGACUUAUUGGGUUCUGGUACCAUCAGUGGUAAUUCUCCGGCUGAGUAUGGAAGCUUCCUGGAGCAGAGUAACAAUGGUAAGGAGUCUAUCGCACUGGAAGGUGGUGAAAAAAGGACAUUCUUGGAGGACGGGGAUGAGAUCACAAUCCGAGGUGUAUGUGGUUCGGAUGAGGAGGCUUUGGUUGGUUUUGGAGAGUGCGUUGGUCGCAUUGAGCCUGCUUUGAAGCUAAACUUUGCUUGA
Alternaria arborescens is the source of this 1308-nucleotide messenger RNA. Its product is annotated as Fumarylacetoacetase. Gene Ontology annotation, molecular function: fumarylacetoacetase activity. The record is from RefSeq and is a predicted model, not a curated record. The transcript has 2 exons. Bases 1 to 1308 code for a protein of 435 amino acids. Gene Ontology annotation, biological process: homogentisate catabolic process; L-tyrosine catabolic process; L-phenylalanine catabolic process. Lineage: Eukaryota; Fungi; Ascomycota; Dothideomycetes; Pleosporales; Pleosporaceae.